Didymodactylos carnosus is the source of this 225-nucleotide messenger RNA. NCBI's taxonomy places the organism in Eukaryota, Metazoa, Rotifera, Eurotatoria, Philodinida, Philodinidae. The record is from the annotation of a GenBank genome assembly.
AUGAUUAACGACUAUCGAGACAGUGUGGGGAAAACAGGAAAAUGGCUUUCAUAUUCAUCUACAAGCGAAGAUCGUUUUGGCGUCUCCCAUAAAGAAGUAAGUUUAUUAUCACAUUAUCCAGAUGAAGAAGAAGUAUUAUUGAAAGCAGGUGCAAGUUUUAGAAUCGACAAAGUUGAGAAAGACGAAAAAGAUGAUAAAUACUUGAUCUAUCUGACAAUUAUAUGA